UGAAAUCUUCGGGUCAGAUUCUGCCUGUACCAAAUUAUUAUAAUUCAGAAUGAUCUGCGUGGUAAUGUACAAAGUGAUUGUGAUGGUUGCAUCGGAUUCCUUGCGCAUUCUACACGCUUUCUUUUGUGUAAAUUGGGUCUAUGAUUUGCAGGAUUCUGCAUUUCUUCCAAGCUGUGUCUGUAUGAACACACAGGUUGUGGGUCACUUAAUCUACUCAUUUUCUAAUUUGAAAUCGUUUAUAGCUACCUGAUUCUUCUUCCUCCCUUCCAAAUUUACUUGAUUGUACUUCACCUCCUUAACGAAAGCUUGCUUUUACUGGUGUCCCUCUUCUUGUUUCUUCGUAUCAAAGCUCGAUCGAUUUCCAUGGAAUCUACUUCCACUUCUGCUGGUAACACUGGGCGUCAACCAGAGGAGGGGAUAAAUGCUUCUGAAGAAAUUGCAGUGACUCGAUCUACUUCUGCCACUCCCUCACUGGUAAGCCUGUUUCUGUGCUGCUUUAAUUGGUGUGCUCUGUUUCGAUCAGAGGGUUCAGUUCAAUCCAACACCACCAUGGCAUCUGUAGCUACCACAAGCAGUGAGCCAGAGAAUGCUACCACAAGCAGUCAGCCAGAGAAUGAGAAUAGAUAUGCUUUUCAAGGGAUCGCACCAUCUCCAUCUACUUGUGCUCCAACCUCAAUGGCAAAGAAAAAACUUCCCUACGAUGUAUUUAUCAAUCAUCGUGGCCCUGAUGUGAAACACACGCUCGCAACCUCUCUCUAUAAUGUUCUCUAUACUGUAAUGGGAUUGAGGGUUUUUCUGGAUUCAGAAGAGCUCGAAUUGGGAGAUUGCUUACCUAAAGAAAUAGAAGAUGCGAUGCAAAAUGCUUCGCUUCAUUUAGCUAUAUUUUCUGAGAAUUACGCCCAAUCUCCCUGGUGUUUAGCGGAGCUGUCGUUUAUGCUCAAAAGUGGGGCGCCAAUUGUUCCUGUUUUUUACCAUGUUAAGCCUGAUGAUGUUCGUUAUGCAAAAGGAGUCUAUGCUAAAGCAUUUUCCCGGCACGAAGAGAAGGGUAGGUACACAUCAGAAAAGCUUCAGGAAUGGAAGAAUGCACUCCAAAAUGUUUCAUAUAAUGUCGGCCACAUCGUUAGUGACAAAGAUGACGAGGGGAGGCUGCUCAAGAAUAUUGUUAGUUCUGUUCUGAAAGUAAUUCAAUAUGUACCAUUGGUGGUUGCCAAACAUCCAGUUGGUCUAGACGAAGCUGUAAAAGAUUUUGAAAUGACAACACUGCAAUCUGCUGAUUCUCAUCAUCCUGUGCAAAUUGUUGGAAUAUGGGGUAUGGGUGGUUCUGGGAAAACCACUCUUGCUAAACAAAUAUAUAAUAAUAAAUACACAAGUAUGGAAAGGUGCAGUUUUAUAUUAGAUGUAAGAGAUGCUGCUGCAAAAGGUGUAUUGCACAAGAAGCAGAAAAAACUGUUGGAGGACCUUGGUCUCAAAGAUGUACGAGUUGAUGAUAUAGAAGAAGGAAAGGGUAUGCUUGCUUGUCGAUUAAGAUCUGUUCAGGUACUCAUUGUUGUAGAUGAUGUAGAUAACGUGGAACAACUGGAUGCUUUAUUGCCUAACAAGGACGGUCUUGGAUGGGGCAGUUUGAUUGUAGUUACUACACGAGAGCUUGAUGUGCUGAGAUCUUGGGGUAUUUCUUCAAUUUAUAAAAUGAAAAAACUUGAUGCACCUCAUGCAAAACAGCUAUUUUGCUGGCAUGCUUUCUUAAACUCCUCCCCACUUGCAGGGUUUGAGGAUCUGGUGGAGAACUUCUUAGAUGUUUGUAAUGGAUUGCCGUUGUCUCUAAAGGUUUUGGGAGCACAAUUGUAUGACAAUCGUAGCAAAGAUUCUUGGGAGACUCAACUGGACAAGGUCCGUAGGAUAAUGCCCAAUGAUAUCAAGCAAAAAUUAAAAGUAAGUUAUGAUGCCUUAGAUGAUGAAGAGAAGGAGAUAUUUUUAGAUAUUGCUUGUUUCUUUAUAGGAGAGGAGAUAGCUUCUGCCAUUGAUGUUUGGGAUGGAUCAAGGUGGAGCGGUCUACACAGUUGGGAACGACUUUUAAAUAAGUGUCUUGUUGAGAUGGAUAAUGAUGACUGCAUAAGAAUGCACGAUCAUAUAAGGGAUCUAGGAAGAGAAAUUGCAAAUCAAAAAUCACCCUACCGGCUUUGGUAUCCACAACAAAUUAUUAAAACUCAUAAUGAAGCACAGGGAAUCGGCAUUCGAGGAAUAAUGUCUACUACAGAUGGAUAUAUGGAUGGGAUUGAGGAGUCUCCUCGAUUUUCGGGUGGGAAAAUCAUAGUUAACAGAAGCGGAGGAUAUUGUAGCCUGCAACCCUCUUCGCUUGGACUAAAGAUUUUUAAGGUCAGAGGAAAUCAUUAUAAUCAAGUAAUUGGUGAUAUGCCACGAGAGCUGGUGUGGCUUCGCUGGUUUCACUUUGGGCAGAGAAAUCUGAGCUCAUUGAGUUCAUUGAAAAAUUUGAGGGUUUUGGAAAUCGAUGAAGAAAUGAAGGAUAAUCACUUAGAAGAGCUGUGGGAGAAUGACAGUAAUGCUCCAGAGCAGUUAAGACGGUUGGUUAUUUCUAAUUGUCAUAAAUUUCAGAUACUUCCAAACUCAAUAGGGCGUCUUAACCAUUUGAAAAAACUAGUGGUUAGUGGUGGAAAUCUCCUGAGUAGUCUGCCCGAAGAAUUUUGCCUUCUCCAGUCACUGGAACACCUGAAAUUGAUGUGUUAUAACCUAUCAUCACUACCCAGAAAUUUUGGUGAUUUGAGAAAACUGCGGCAUUUAGAAUUGCAUGGAUGCAUGCAAUUCAGGACAUUGCCAGUCUCUUUUAAGGAACUGAUACUACUCCAACAUCUUUGCCUAAGUCUCUGUUUUAACCUCACCUUAGAAUCGAACAUUCUGGAAAACAUGAUAAAGCUUGAGCAUGUGAGCUUAAAUGGGUGCACGCAAUUGGAGGAGUUGCCUCCUCACAUCACAAAUCAGGCCUCCUUGAAAAACCUUCACUUAUAUGGUUGGAAGAGGUUAAAGCAGCUGCCAAUGAACAUCGGUAGACUGAGCAAGUUGCGAAGGAUUGAGAUAGGGACUAGUAAUUUGUUGACAAGCUUGCCGAUUUCUCUUGGAGAUUUGCCUGUCUUGACUCAUCUUCAGAUAGUUCUCUGCCCCAAGUUGGAGAGUUUACCAGACUCUAUAGGGCAACUGAGUAAUCUCCAAACCCUAGAAAUAGACGAAUGCCCAAUCAGACAUUUGGAUCUUAGGGCUAGCCCAUCUGGAUCGUUUACUUCCUCAUUGUACAACCUUAAGAGGAUAAGACUAUUGAAAACAAAAGUGUCCAAGAUUUCCAUCUCUCAAGAUUCUUGUCCCGGCCUUGAAACUCUCUACAUUGACAGUGACCAGAAUCUAAUGGAGAUUGAAGUCCUGCCAACUACAGUCAAAGACAUAGAGUUACAGAAAUGUGAAAUGCUGAGGAACAUCAGGGGUAUUGUUGGUCUGGUAGACAUUCAAAAGCUAACCAUAACUGGAUGCCCAAAGUUGGAUGAGCUUCCCAGUUUUGCUCAAUUAACUUCUCUCCAAGAACUUCAACUCCAAGGUUGCUACAGAGUUGAGAACAUACAAGGUUUAGAACAUUGCAGAGCAUUGGAGAUGUUGAGAGUAGAUAGCAGGUGGGAAGCCGCGGGGAUAGAGAGUUUGGAGAGCAUGGAAAAAUUAAGGAGAGUGGAACUGAUCGCAAAUAGGAGAUCAGGUGUCGAAGCUUGCAUUCAAAGCAUACAGAAUUGGGCAGGCGAAAUAAUAGGAUGUACGCGGGCUGUACCUGAUGCGGCCUCACUUCUAAGUUUCUUCGCCUUUCCAGGUGUUUCUCUCCUUCAUUCCUUGGAUGACCAGAUCAUUGAUGGGGGACAGUACACCCAAUUGAUGCCGAAGAGUUCUCCCAAUGGCAAUGCCGCUAUUGUAUGUUUUGUUAUAAAUUGUGUCACUCCAAGUAUGCAAUUGCGCAUUGGCAAUUCUUCAACGUAUGAUCAAGUAUCUGAAACAGAGGUGGAGAAUGGUAGAUGGAUAUGGAUGGGUGUCUUCAGGAAACAUUCCAGGUGGCAUACAGCAGAGGAGUACAGAAUAGGUGUAAGCUAUUUCUCUGAAGGCGUAUGUGAAGUGGAGAGAGGAUCACUUCUUGUGAUGGGAGAAGACGACAGAGUGAUGGAGGCUUUCCGCAGGUUAUGGGCACUUCUAGCAAAUUGAUAGUGUUAUAUUGACGAAUUAUAGGAAUUAAAAUUAUUUAUGGUAUUUUUUUAUUUUAUGUGAAGAAUAGAGUGGUUGAGUAUA
Molecule: messenger RNA, 4326 nt
Organism: Cryptomeria japonica (Japanese cedar)
Lineage: Eukaryota; Viridiplantae; Streptophyta; Pinopsida; Cupressales; Cupressaceae
Product: disease resistance protein Roq1
Exons: 5
Coding region: 364-4242 (1292 amino acids)
Biological process (GO): defense response; signal transduction
Molecular function (GO): ADP binding
Source: RefSeq, a predicted model, not a curated record